AUCUUGAUAACGGGUUUUUUCGAAUACUGACUAUGGAAUAAGGUCGUCAUGUUGCACGCUAUGUGUAGAGCUACCCUGUUGAGGCACAGUACACUCUCGAGGGUGAUUCCCUUGCCUGUGUCUGCGUCUACGGCUUGUUCGUCUGGGCAAAGUCAUAUAUCGGCCUCGUCGAUAAGGGCUUCAUCGGAUAGCAACCACGACGAACACCCUCCCAAACAAGAACAUCCAACGACCGACCAAGCCUCACCAGACACCGCCGGACCAGCCAACAGCAACAGCAAAAGCAAGAGCAAGAGCGUCACCCAAGCGGACCAAGAACUCCGAGAACGCCUGGAGCAAAUGUCUGGCGAGGGGGGAGCCGCUGGUAUCGAGUACGAGGAUGGGAAACCAGCGUCUAUGAAACGGAGCGUUCGGAAUAAUAUGUUUCGCUAUAUUUGACCUACCAGAGGCAUUUAUUCAUUCAUCUUAGGAAAUGAGGUAGACUAGACUAGCUUAAUACAGCCGCUAAGAUGGAGCCGAUGAAACCAGCGAGGAAGGAACUUUCAAUUUCGAGACUCCGGUCCUAAGAUAAAUGAGGCCUUCUAUUGCCAAAAAUAAGGAAU
Aspergillus campestris IBT 28561 is the source of this 602-nucleotide messenger RNA. RefSeq lists its product as uncharacterized. The transcript is spliced from 2 exons. NCBI's taxonomy places the organism in Eukaryota, Fungi, Ascomycota, Eurotiomycetes, Eurotiales, Aspergillaceae. The record is from RefSeq and is a predicted model, not a curated record. Bases 49 to 438 code for a protein of 129 amino acids.